Cladophialophora bantiana CBS 173.52 is the source of this 2733-nucleotide messenger RNA. Its product is annotated as molybdenum cofactor biosynthesis protein A. The record is from RefSeq and is a predicted model, not a curated record. Bases 1 to 2733 code for a protein of 910 amino acids. NCBI's taxonomy places the organism in Eukaryota, Fungi, Ascomycota, Eurotiomycetes, Chaetothyriales, Herpotrichiellaceae. Gene Ontology annotation, biological process: Mo-molybdopterin cofactor biosynthetic process. Gene Ontology annotation, molecular function: cyclic pyranopterin monophosphate synthase activity; metal ion binding; GTP 3',8'-cyclase activity. The transcript is spliced from 2 exons.
AUGGCCGAGGCCAGCUUCAAGCAGAUGAUUGCUACUCUUUUGCGCCAAACGAGACCACAGUCCUUUCGCCACUCGAAGCCUCCCCGCUACCCUCAGCGUCAGUUGUCUACUACUACAAACCCCCAGCCGCAGCCGCCCGCAGCCGAAACUGCUCGAUGGCAGACACAUCCGAUUCGGACUCAGGGUUCUCAGACACCGCAGGAUGAGCGGCCGCGCCUCGAGAGCCUGCGAAAUGAGGCUGAACCCCGACCUUUCUCUUCCUUUUUGACCGACAACUACUCCCGACAGCAUAACUAUCUGCGCAUUUCAAUUACUGAACGAUGUAAUCUACGAUGCCUCUAUUGCAUGCCCGAGGAGGGUGUUCCGCUUUCUCCCUCGGCGCACCUGCUCACGACUCCCGAAAUUGUAUAUCUCUCGGAAUUGUUCGUGAGCCAGGGCGUUGACAAGAUUCGGUUAACAGGGGGGGAACCUACGGUGCGGAAAGAUAUUGUGGAUCUUAUGCAUCAAAUUGGAAAAUUAAGGAGUAAUGGUCUCAAAGAACUGUGCAUAACAACAAAUGGCAUAUCCUUACAUCGAAAACUCGACCCCAUGGUAGAGUCCGGGCUGACCGGCGUCAAUUUGAGCUUGGAUACGCUCGAUCCUUACCAAUUCACCAUCAUGACGCGGAGAAACGGGCACGACGCAGUCAUGAAGUCUAUCAACCGUAUACUCGAGAUGAACAAACUGGGCGCAGGUAUCAAACUCAAAAUAAAUUGCGUGGUAAUGCGGGGUCUUAAUGAACGAGAGAUUCUACCCUUUGUGGAGCUGGGCAGAAACCAAGACCUCGAGGUGCGAUUUAUCGAGUAUAUGCCAUUUGACGGCAACAAAUGGUCGGAGAAAAAGAUGUUGAGCUUUAGGGAAAUGCUGGCCCUCAUCCGCCAGAGGUACCCUGAUGUUCAAAAGGUACAAGACCACAAAAACGACACGAGCAAGACAUAUAAAAUCCCGGGAUUCGCUGGUCGAAUUGGGUUCAUUACCUCCAUGACCCACAACUUCUGCGGCACUUGUAACCGCCUCCGAAUCACGUCCGAUGGAAACCUCAAGGUUUGCCUGUUUGGAAAUUCCGAAGUUUCUCUUCGUGACAUUCUGCGUGAGUCAAAUGACGGCAAACCUAUCGACGCUGAAGCCAUGGAAGCUAUUCGACAACUUGAGAUGGAUCGUCGCCAGCAGCUUUCCGGGACUAAGGGACGAGGGAUAUCCGAAAAGGAAGCAAGGUUGCUCGAUGUCAUUGGGAUGGCGGUGAAACGCAAAAAGGAGAAACAUGCUGGAAUUGGUGAGCUGGAGAAUAUGAAAAACAGACCAAUGAUUCUUAUCGAUGAUGCUCUUCUUGGACAGCCUUUGCCAGCUUUGCCGCCGCGGACACCCCUUUUCAGGUAUUCUAAUGCAAUGACUGCCUUCCAACAAUCUUCGCUACCGAUGCAUGUGCUGCAGCAAUCUGCACCUUCAUCAUCGUCGUAUCAAGUUCGCUGCUUUUCCUCGCUCUUUCCGACAUCGCCUGCUGGGUUCAGGAAGUUUAGCAACUCAGCCUCGCUGGCGAGAUUGAGGCAUAAACCUUUUCGCUAUGUGCACGGCCAGUCUUCGUAUCGUCGCGUACCGACCAAGGAGCCGGAAAACAUUCCCGCAACUUCUGUACGCACCUGGGAUGAAAGCCGACAACGAACACUGCAGGUUAAGACUCGAAGAACAAGAUCUCAAGCGCAGUGGUAUGGACAAUAUCUAGUUCGAGAUAUUGUGAAGCGCAUUUACCACUACCGAAGCCGUCCCAAAGAACGCAGCAACAGUGGCACACCAGGUCGGUUGGGAGAGAGCGAAACGCUGAAACAAUCCUCUGAAAUGCAACAGGAAGGGUCCCCAACAUCAUCCACUACGGAUGCGACUCUUACCCACCUCACUUCUGACGGCGAAGCGCAUAUGGUUUCUAUCGCCAACAAGAAACCAACCUCCCGCUCCGCGACAGCAACAACUUUACUCCUUUUCUCUCACUAUGGGACAUACGGGGUUUUGUUUGCGUCGCGGCUACGAAAAGGUGACGCACUGGCUGUGGCACGGGUAGCAGGCAUUCAGGCGGCAAAGAAGACAUCUGAUCUCAUCCCUCUCGCUCAUCCAGGCCUCAACAUCACGGGCGUCACAGUCCGCUUAGAGCCAUUCAUGGGAGACAACUUGCCAUAUCCACUAUCGGAGGGCAAAGUCGAUGCAGCUACUCCCAACGAUAUCAAAAGACUUUACGGAGGUGUGUUGGUCACAGCCACAGUUGCCUGUGAAGGUAAAACCGGCGUGGAGAUGGAAGCCAUCACCGCGGCGUCUGUGGCCGGACUGACCAUGUACGACAUGCUUAAGGGCGUCGACAAGGAAAUGGUUUUGACUGGGACGCGGGUCACAGCGAAAAGUGGCGGCAAGUCUGGAGACUGGGAAUGGGACUACAAACUAGGUGAGCGCAUAUCUUUCAAUGGCUCCAACAGAGAAAACAGCAACCACGUCCAGAGCAGCGGGGCAAAGCAAUUGGAACAGGGUGUGGAGGAGCAGGAUCAACUCCUCAAACAGCAAAAGAUACGGCAGGCCGUCGACCAGAGGCGAGAGGAGAGCUCCACCAAGGGACAAAUCUCAGCUGGGGACCUGGCCGAUCUGCGAACAAGACGGCUGAGGAGACUGCAUGCUUCUCGAAAGGCCAACCACAGGACCCCUGGCCAGGGGUGA